UGGCCUUGGUGGGUGCGAGCAUAGGCUGAGCUGUCUUCAGAGAUGGAAGGAGAGCACAGGAGGGUGGCAUGAGUGAAGACCUGAUAGCGACGCCCCAACAAACUGGCCACACCACGGCGCCUUAAAGCCAAGAUCAUGGCCGUGGUAUAAGAAAGAAAGAAAGAAACACGCCACUGCUAGGAAGCGAGCCUCUCUUGGUCUGACCACCAUUGAUCUCCAGCAUAGCUAGCUAAGCACCGGGCAGCAUGGGGAAGAUGUGCUGCAGCAGCGAGUCGGAGGAGGAGGCGGGCUUCAGCUUCCUGGGGCUCCUCGUCGCGGCCGUCAUCGCGUUGGUGUUCAUGCUCCUCUGCACCCCACCGAAGCGGCGAUCUGUCACCAUCUACCCAUGCUGCUGAGGCAGAGGCUGAGGAGUCCCCGCGGAUCGCUGGUUUGCUGGGAGAAAGCUUCUUUGUUCAUGGGAGGGAGCAGGCCAGGCAAUGGCUCCUGGUUUUCUCCGGUUCAGAAAUAAUUUCUACUGUACUACUGAAUUGUAGGACUCGUCGAAACUGUAAGCCAUGUUUUUUAUCGGUAUAGUAUUAGGCUGUCCAUCUCCAUCUGUGGCCUGAACUGAUACAUCUGGGGGAAUAGAUAUCAUCAAACUUGUUAUGUUGCUUUCA
Molecule: messenger RNA, 656 nt
Organism: Hordeum vulgare subsp. vulgare (domesticated barley)
Lineage: Eukaryota; Viridiplantae; Streptophyta; Magnoliopsida; Poales; Poaceae
Exons: 1
Coding region: 246-395 (49 amino acids)
Source: RefSeq, a predicted model, not a curated record